Messenger RNA from Lemur catta (Ring-tailed lemur), 2391 nucleotides. Its product is annotated as protocadherin beta-3-like. Gene Ontology annotation, cellular component: plasma membrane. The transcript has a single exon. The record is from RefSeq and is a predicted model, not a curated record. Gene Ontology annotation, biological process: homophilic cell-cell adhesion. Lineage: Eukaryota; Metazoa; Chordata; Mammalia; Primates; Lemuridae. Gene Ontology annotation, molecular function: calcium ion binding.
AUGGAAGCCGGAGGGGACCGCUUUCUCAGACAAAGGCAAGUCCUGCUUCUCUUUAUUUUUCUGGGUAGGUCUCUGGCUGUGUCCGAAUCGAGACGCUAUUCUGUGGCUGAGGAAAAAGAGAGGGGCUUUUUAAUUGCCAACCUGGCAAAGGACCUGGGGCUGAGGGUAGAGGAACUGGCCUCGAGGGGGACCCAAGUUGUGUCCAAAGGAAACAAACAGCAUUUUCAGCUCAAUCAUCAGACAGGUGAUUUGCUCCUGAAUGAGAAAUUGGACCGCGAGGAGCUAUGCGGCCCCACAGAACCAUGUAUACUGCAUUUUCAGAUAUUACUGCAAAACCCUUUGCAGUUUGUUACAAAAGAGUUGCAGAUCAUAGAUGUAAAUGACCAUUCUCCAGUAUUCUUUGAAAAUGAAAUGCAGCUGAAAAUCCUAGAAAGCACUCCUCCAGGAACAGUAAUUCCUUUGGGAAAUGCUGAGGACUUGGAUGUGGGAAGAAACAGUCUCCAGAACUACACUAUUGCUCCUAAUUCCCAUUUCCACGUACUCACACGCAGUCGUAGGGACUGAAAGAAGUACCCAGAACUAGUGCUGGACAAAGCGCUGGAUCGAGAGGAGCAGCCGGAGCUCAGCUUAACACUCGUGGCGCUGGAUGGCGGCUCUCCACCACGGUCCGCGACAGUCCAGAUCCACAUCCUGGUCUUAGAUAUAAACGACAACGCCCCAGAAUUUGCACAGUCGCUCUACGAGGUUCAAAUUCUAGAGAACAGCCCACUUAACUCUGUCAUUGUCACUGUCUCAGCUUCUGAUUUAGAUACAGGAAAUUUUGGGACAAUAUCAUAUGCAUUUUUUCAUGCUUCUGAAGAAAUUCGCAAAACUUUUCAACUAAAUCCAAUUACUGGAGAUAUACAACUAGUCAAAUAUUUGAAUUUUGAAGCGAUUAGUACCUACGAAGUCGACAUAGAGGCCAAGGAUGGUGGAGGCCUUUCGGGAAAAUCUACAGUCCUAGUUCAGGUGGCUGAUGUAAACGACAACCCACCAGAACUGAGUUUGUCAUCAGUUAACAGCCCUAUACCCGAGAACUCAGAAGAGACUGUAGUGGCUGUUUUCAGUGUUUCGGACCUAGACUCUGGAGACAAUGGAAGAGUGAUGUGUUCCAUCGAGAACAAUCUUCCUUUCCUCCUGAAACCAUCUGUAGAGAAUUUUUACACCCUGGUGUCAGAAGGAGCGCUGGACAGAGAAAGUCAAGCCGAGUAUAACAUCACCAUCACCGUCACAGACUUGAGGACACCGAGGCUGAAGACAGAGCACAGCAUGACCAUACUGGUCUCUGACGUCAAUGACAACGCCCCUGCCUUCACUCAAACCUCUUACACACUGUUCGUGCGCGAGAACAACAGCCCCGCCCUGCACAUAGGCAGCAUCAGCGCCACAGACAGAGACUCAGGCACCAACGCCCAGGUCACCUACUCACUGCUGCCGCCCCAGGACCCGCACCUGCCCCUCGCCUCCCUGGUCUCCAUCAACGCGGACAACGGGCACCUGUUCGCCCUCAGGUCGCUGGACUACGAGGCCCUGCAGGCGUUUGAGUUCCGCGUGGGCGCCACAGACCGAGGCUCCCCUGCGCUGAGCAGCGAGGCGCUGGUGCGCGUGGUGGUGGUGGACGACAACGACAACUCGCCCUUCGUGCUGUACCCACUGCAGAACGGCUCUGCGCCCUGCACCGAGCUGGUGCCCAGGGCGGCAGAGGCCGGCUACCUGGUGACCAAGGUGGUGGCGGUGGACGGCGACUCGGGCCAGAACGCCUGGCUGUCGUUCCAGCUGCUCAAGGCCACGGAGCCCGGGCUGUUCAGCGUGUGGGCGCACAAUGGCGAGGUGCGCACCGCCAGGCCGCUGAGCGAGCGCGACGCGGCCAAGCACAGGCUGGUGGUGCUGGUGAAGGACAAUGGCGAGCCUCCGCUGUCUGCCACCGUCACGCUGCACGUGCUCCUGGUGGAUGGCUUCUCCCAGCCCUACCUGCCGCUCCCAGAAGCGGCCCCGGACCAGGCCCAGGCCGACUCGCUCACCGUCUACUUGGUCAUCGCCUUGGCCUCUGUGUCCUCGCUCUUCCUCUUCUCGGUGCUGCUGUUCGUGGCGGUGCGGCUGUGCAGGAGGGACAGGGCGGCCUCGGGGGGUCGCCGCUCGGUGCCUGAGGGCCACUUUCCUGGCCAUCUGGUGGACGUCAGCGGCACGGGGACCCUGUCCCAGAGCUACCAGUAUGAGGUGUGUCUAACUGGAGGCUCAGGGACCAGGGAGUUUAAGUUCCUGAGGCCAAUUAUCCCCAAUUUCCUUGCUCAGGGUGCGGAGAGGGUUAAUGAGGCAAACUCUAGUGUCAGGAGUAGCUUUUAAUUCAGUUAA